ACAUAUUCACAUACAUAAAAUUAACAGUGUUAUUUUUUACGGCAACAUUUGAGAAGAAAAUGUUUAUAUAUACACGAUUAGAUUUAAAUUAUUGUAUUGCAUUAUAUUAAACAUAUUUUUGAUGUUUAGAAUUAAAGUGUUAUUUGGUCGCAAACAUCGUAAAAGUUAAAAAAUUCAUUGUGACUUCUGACGAAUGCAGCAGUUAAUGAACUAAGAAACAAAAACAGUUGAAAGUGGAGUUUAAGAAAAGUCAAUACGCAUUUAAUUCAAUUUUAUUGAAAUAUAAAAAUCGUCUUGAAAAUAAUUUAACAAAUAAAUUAGAUGUCGGAAAAUAAGGAGGAAAUCCUAGCCAAUUUUCAGAGCAUAUCUGGCAUCGACGAUGUUGGAGAGGCAUUCUCAUAUCUCGAAGAGACAAACUGGGAUUUGAUGGCCGCAAUACAACGUGUCAUUCCUCAAGAUGAUGCACAUUCACCAAUGGAUGAUUUACCACCACCAACUUUAUCACAUCAAUUUUUAAGUAACAACUCGAGCAGCCAGCCUAAUUUAUUAAAUAACUUCUCUGCUGCUUCUUUAAAUUGCCGUCGUUGGGAAAAUUCGGAAAAUUCAGUUUCUGAAAGAGCAUUUGCACCAGUUGCCUCAACAUCAACAGAUGCUGAAAUAGUCGAUCUCACCUCGGAUAUAAACUUGGACUCAAAAAGCAAUGAGUCAAAUAUUAUAAUUUUUAAUAUACAUUAUAACCAACAAGUAUACACAAUACGACUGCCGUCUAAUGCAACUAUUGAAAGUUUAAAGAGUAAAAUUUGUGAUGUAACGAGUGUACCGACGUGCCGUCAAGCUUUACGAGGCUGGCCUCCAGCAAAACUACAGGAUGCACAGAAACCGACAACUCAAAUUCGCAAUUUAGACUUGUCUACAGAAAAUGAACUCAUUUUAAUUGACAUGACAGAAGAGGGCUUCAUGGAUUUCGAAAAUGAUGAAGUUACUCGCCGCUUAGAGAAAACUUUUGUACUAACCAUAGUAGAGCAACCAGGUGGACAGCCUUUUAAACUUAAUUUUUCUGGAAGAACUACAGUUCAUGAAGUGAAGACAAGUGUUUACUAUGUUACAGAAAUACCAGUCAGACUACAGGAAUGGACCGGCUGGCCAAUUGGGUGUGAUAAUAAUUCCACCUUAGCUCAAUCUGGUAUUGGUCUAAAUCAUAACUUUAUAUUAAGCAGCUCGGAGAGUAUACCUAGUUUAAGCUCAGCAGUACCUAUAAGAGCAUCAGCUAAUGCCAUUGCUAUUGACACAGACAGCUCUGCUGAUGAAUUUGAAGACGCAUCCGAUUUUAACACUUGUGAAGAAUUUUUCACUGAUUCACUACCAAGUUUGGUACCUACAAGACAUUUAAUUUCUAAUAAUACUGACGAUGAAACAACGGGAUCGAUCGAAUUUGUUGAAAAUUAUGUAAAACGUUUUGGAGAACCGCAUCCAGUUUUUUUUACGGGAAGCUUGGAAAAUGCACUUAAUGAAGCUUGUCACAAACCUGCUAGUGAAAGAAAAUUGCUAGCAAUAUAUUUGCAUCAUGGUGAAAGUAUACUCACAAAUGUGUUUUGUGAUCACCUAAUGAAACAUGAAAGUAUCAGACAAACUCUAGCACAGAAUUUUGUUCUUUACGGCUGGGAUUUAACACAUGAAUCCAAUAAACAUAUGUUCUUAUCUUCUGUUACUGCUUGCAUCGGUAACACAGCAUCUUUAACUGUACGAAAUACACCAAUUGAUAAGUUACCUUCAAUUUUACUGAUUGGAAAAAGCCGUUUGUCGGGACGUUCUUCGUGCGAAGUUUUAUCUGUGAUUCAUGGUAACGUUGGCUUGGAUGACUUAUUAUCUCGUCUAAUUGAAGUGAAUGAAAUGUACAACGAGCAUUUACAAGUAGAAAUAAGAGAAGAGGAGGAACGUGCAGCUCGACAUCAAGUAAAAGCCGAACAAGAUAUGGCUUACGAGGAAACACUACAAGCUGAUAUGGCAAAAGAAGCUGCCAAAAGACAAAAAGACGCAGCUAUUGCUGCUGAACGUCAACGUCUUGAAUCGGAAAAAGCAGAAGAAGAUGCAAGAAGAGAAUCCAUAAGAAUAGUGGCUGAGCAGUCUUUACCUACAGAACCAAUUGACACUGAAAGCAAUAUAACAAAAAUAAGAGUGCGAAAACCUACGGGAGAAUUCAUUGAACGAAGAUUUCACACCCAUAAUAUUUUACAGGACUUAUUAAAUUUUGUUGCUGCACAUGGUUUCAUCAUCGAUGAAUACAAAGUUAUUUCAAGUUGGCCAAGGAGAGACUUAACUUCCAUUGAUCCAAAUCAAACAUUGCAAAGUCUGAAACUUUAUCCCCAAGAAACCGUUAUUUUGGAGGAGCGAUGAUUAUUGCAUUAGCAUUAACGUUUCUAUCGUACCGAACUCAUCGUUACAACAUAAAUCAAUAGCAGUAAAUAAUUUAAAAAAAAAA
This is a messenger RNA of Teleopsis dalmanni, 2479 nucleotides long. RefSeq names its product FAS-associated factor 1-like. Lineage: Eukaryota; Metazoa; Arthropoda; Insecta; Diptera; Diopsidae. The record is from RefSeq and is a predicted model, not a curated record. The transcript is spliced from 15 exons. Gene Ontology annotation, cellular component: nucleus; endoplasmic reticulum. Gene Ontology annotation, molecular function: ubiquitin binding. Bases 322 to 2394 code for a protein of 690 amino acids.